CGUGAGGCCCGGUUGGCCCCGGCCCCCCCUUCCGGCCGCCCCCGCCUCCCGGCCCACGCCCGCCCCGCGCUCGGCCCACCAGCGCCUCCACCGGGCAGGCGGCCCCGCGUCGACGUCGCCCGCUGCCUCGCUGCUGACUCCCGUCCCGGGCGCCGUCCGCGGGGUCGCGCUCCGCCGGGCCUGCGGAUUCCCCGCCGCCUCCUCUUUAUCUACCUCAACCCCCCAUCCCCGCUUCGCCCGAGGAGGCGGUUCCCCCCGCAGGCAGUCCGGCUCGCAGGCCGCCGGCGUUGUCACCCCCCGCGCUCCCCCCCCAGCCCUCCCCCCGGCGCGCAGCCUCGGGCCGCUCCCCUUCUACGCUGCGUCCCGAGCGGCCCCGGCGCCGCCACCGCCUGUCUCCCCCCGAGGCCCGGGCUUGCGACGGCUGAGGGCUCCGUCGCCCCAAACCGAGCUGGGUGCCCGCGGCCCGGGUGCAGCCUCCACUCCGCCCCGCAGUCACCUCCGCCCCCGGCCCCUAGACGUGGCGCCCUUCCCUUGGCUUCUCUGUGCUCCCCGCGCCCCUCUUGGCAUCUGGCCCCGGCCCCGCUCUUUCUCCCGCAAUCUUCCCUUCGCUCCCUCCCGUCCCCCCCAGCUCCCAGCCUCAGACUCCCUCCCCGCCUCACGCCCGCCCUCUCGCCUUCGCAGAACCAAAGUGGAUUAAUUACACGCUUUCUGUUUCUCUCCGUGCUGUUCUCUCCCGCUGUGAGCCUGCCCGCCUCUCGCUGUCCUCUCUCCCUCUCGCCCUGUCUUCGGCCCCCCCCUUUUCACGUUCACUCUGUCUCUCCCACUAUCUCUGCCCCCCUCUAUCCUUGAUACAACAGCUGACCUCAUUUCCCGAUACCUUUUCCCCCCCUAAAAGUACAACAUCUGGCCCGCCCCAGCCCGAAGACGGCCCGUCCUCCCUAGACGAUCAGACGAAUUCCUCCCCCCCAAAAAAAGCCAUCCCCCCGCUCUGCCCCGUCGCACAUUCGGCCUCCGCGACUCGGCCAGAGCGGCGCUGGCAGAGGAGUGUCCGGCAGGAGGGCCAACGCCCGCUGUUCGGUUUGCGACACGCAGCAGGGAGGUGGGCGGCAUUGUCGCCGGCUUCCAGGUACCAAUGGGAUUCCCAAUGGGGAAGUCGAUGCUGGUGCUUCUCACCUUCUUGGCCUUCGCCUCGUGCUGCAUUGCUGCUUACCGCCCCAGGGAGACCUUGUGUGGCGGGGAGCUGGUGGACACCCUCCAGUUCGUCUGUGGGGACCGCGGCUUCUACUUCAGCAGGCCCGCAAGCCGUGUGAGCCGUCGCAGCCGUGGCAUCGUGGAGGAGUGCUGCUUCCGCAGCUGCGACCUGGCCCUCCUGGAGACCUACUGUGCCACCCCCGCCAAGUCCGAGAGGGACGUGUCGACCUCUCCGACCGUGCUUCCGGACAACUUCCCCAGACACCCCGUGGGCAAGAUCUUCCAAUAUGACACCUGGAAGCAGUCCACCCAGCGCCUGCGCAGGACCCUGCCUGCCCUCCUGCACAACCGCCGGGGUCGUGUGCUCACCAAGGAGCUCGAGCUGUUCAAGGAGGCCAAGCGUCACCGUCCCCUGACCGCUCUGUCCACCCAAGACCCCACCCACGGGGGCGCCCCCCCAGAGAUGUCCAGCAAUCAGAAGUGAGAAAAACUGCCUGCCACGAGUCUGCGGCCCAGCACCACCACCUCCCUCCUGACCACGGGCGUUUCCAUCAGGUUCCAUCGCUAAAAUCUCUCGGUUCUACUUUCCCCCCGGGCUUCUCCUGACCCCAGCCCCCGUGCCCCGUCUCCCCAAAAACAGGCUACUCUCCUCUGCCCCCUCCAUCGGGCUGAGGAAAUACAGCAACAUCUUCAAAAAUGUACAAAAUUGAUUGGCUUUAAACAUUCUCUACGCCCCCACCAAAUUAUCCCCACACAUAAAAAAUCAAACAUCAAACUAACCCCUUCCCCCAACACACAACGGCCCUCUUAAAACUAAUUGGCUUUAUAGAAACACCAGAAAAGCUCAGAAAUUGGCUUUAAAAAACCCAACAACCAAAAAAAUCAAUAGGCAAA
Molecule: messenger RNA, 2085 nt
Organism: Cebus imitator (Panamanian white-faced capuchin)
Lineage: Eukaryota; Metazoa; Chordata; Mammalia; Primates; Cebidae
Gene: IGF2
Product: insulin like growth factor 2
Exons: 4
Coding region: 1133-1675 (180 amino acids)
Cellular component (GO): extracellular region
Molecular function (GO): growth factor activity; hormone activity
Source: RefSeq, a predicted model, not a curated record